Pomacea canaliculata is the source of this 1939-nucleotide messenger RNA. RefSeq names its product 28S ribosomal protein S2, mitochondrial-like. NCBI's taxonomy places the organism in Eukaryota, Metazoa, Mollusca, Gastropoda, Architaenioglossa, Ampullariidae. Bases 65 to 901 code for a protein of 278 amino acids. Gene Ontology annotation, biological process: translation. The transcript is spliced from 3 exons. Gene Ontology annotation, molecular function: structural constituent of ribosome. The record is from RefSeq and is a predicted model, not a curated record. Gene Ontology annotation, cellular component: mitochondrial small ribosomal subunit; ribosome.
CCAACGCAGAACGGUAAAGGGAGAGUAUUCUGGAACGUCAACGAGAGUAGUCUCACGCUCCAACAUGGCGCUAUCUGUGGUGAGAAACCUUCCAGUGACUUACGCUAGGGCAGGCGUAUUGAUAAAACGACCUGUGCUUUACAAAUAUAGUCAUGGAAAACUUCUAGCUUACAGUUCACUUAGUAGACUGAACUGUGAAUUCUCAACAGGAUCCUCUUCAAAUCUUCAAAAAGCUGCAGAAGUGGGCAAACCUGCACUGUACAAUCCUGAGCAAGAACCUCUGCAGCACCAUGAUUACUUCGGUGUCAGGUCUCUCGUCUCUUUAAAAGACCUCUUUACUGCCCGUGUUCAUCUUGGACAUAAGGCAGGGCUGCGAAACGAGUUCAUGUCUCAGUACAUUUUUGGCAGUCGUCUGAACAUUGACAUUAUUGACCUCGACAAGACCUUGCCACUGCUGCAAGAGGCUUUGAACUUUACAGCACACAUUGCCUAUAGAGGGGGCAUCAUUCUUUUUUUAAGUCGUCACAAUCAGAUGAUGCCUGUAAUUGAAAGAACAGCCAUGGAGUGCGGGGAGUAUUCCCACUGUCGCUACUGGAAAGGUGGCACCUUCACCAACUCUGCCAUGCAGUUCCAGGGAGAGACACGAUUGCCUGAUUUGUGCAUCUUCAUCAAUACACUGAACAAUGCCUUUGAGCAGCACAGGGCUGUGAUUGAAGCCACCAAAUUAUUGAUCCCUGCUGUGGGCAUUGUGGAUACAAACUGUGAUCCUUGCCUUAUAACGUACCCAGUUCCUGGUAAUGAUGAUACACCUGUUGCAGUUGAACUUUAUUGCCGACUAUUUAAAGAAGCAAUCUUAAAGGGGAAGGCCAAACGUGCAGAGGAUGGCUUAACUGGUUCAUGAGACUAACAAAUCUAUUCUGAAUAAAAAAAAAGUUUUGUAAUAUAUUGUCAUAGCUAAUGAUGCAAACUGAAGGCUGUUGAAUAAUUGCAAAUUGUACAAGAGAUCAUGCAAUAGCAGUACUAUUAUUUUGGCCAGGAAGUAAGCUAAAUAACAUCAUGCCUCUUCUGUUAAAUCUUCUUCAAAAAUUUAUAAUCAGACUUACAUUAUCAUUGUGAUCAUAUUACAACAAUGCAUCUGUAUUGUUUAUUUCUGUCCACAAAAAACAUUUUCCCUGUUGGGAGAUCCCAUAUGUAAUGACAACAUAAAUACAGUCAGGGUCACUCACCCAUACAGUUACAACCCCCACUUAACCACUCAGUGAUGACCAUCACAUACUAUGGGUUUUGUGUCAAAACAUCUUUGUCUUUAACUUUGAAAAGAGUUUAUACUGACAUCUUGCUAGGCUAAGUAAAUGUUGCAUGACACAAUUUGUUUUGUCUUCAGGGUAUAGCUUGUAAAAGCUAUUAAACUUUUUUCAUGAAGAAUUUGCUUUUCUUGGUUUUUGUUUCUAAAUGAAUUACUUUGCAAGAAAAACACAAGAGUUUGACUGGAUAUUUGCUCUUAUUAUAAUCAUCUUUCCAAUCACUGAGUAAUGUCUAGUGUGUUGAUAGGGCAACUGGAUGUUUGUCACGUUCCACUCACUUUUGGCCUUUUCCACUGGCAAAUUUGCUGUGAUAUGGCAUCAGUUGCUGGCACGGCAUUAAAGACAAACACUGGCAAAUGCUAAUGCAUUGACAAGAUACGAAAAGAGUGCAAAAGACUGGAUGUGGAGCCCUUAUUAACACUGAACUAGGAUGUUUCAGGAUACGGAGAACCAUGGAAAUUAAAAUGGAUGUCAGAAAGGAGGAAAAAGAUGGUUUAAACAUUCUGUACAAUCACAGAAAUAUAUUUUCUAAUUGGUCUUCAUGCCUUCAGCAAGUAUGAAUACUUCAUUCUGGAGAGUACUUUUGGCUUUGAAGCUAUGAGACUAUGGAUUAAAGGCUAUGGAUCAAAGUAUAA